Oppiella nova is the source of this 963-nucleotide messenger RNA. The record is from the annotation of a GenBank genome assembly. NCBI's taxonomy places the organism in Eukaryota, Metazoa, Arthropoda, Arachnida, Sarcoptiformes, Oppiidae.
AUGCACAUCUCGUGGUUUUUGGCUCAUAUUCUGCGAAACUAUUCACAACUGGAGUACAUUUCCCCCAAAAAUCGUGCGAUUCUUAUAACAGGAUGUGAUUCUGGUUUUGGUCAUCACGUGGUCUAUCAAUUAGAUUCGUAUGGAUUUCAUGUAUUUGCGGGCGUUUUGUCGACUGAUAGCCAGAGUUCAGAGAGACUUCGCGUUAAAUGUUCAGAUCGUCUGAAAAUAACCAAAUUAGACGUCACUCAAGAAGACGACGUCAAGCGUGUGGUCAAAGAGAUCGAGGAAUCGAGUUUUGACUUAUGGGCUGUGCUUAACAACGCAGGUAUCGCUCAAUACUCUUUGGUAGAAAUGGGUCCCGGAAUCGAUAUCUUCGAGAAGACUUUUGCGGUCAAUGUGUUUGGUUUGGUUAGAGUUACCAAACAUUGUUUACCACUUUUGAGGAAAUCUGGCGGACGAGUAGUCAAUAUGGCCAGUGUUGCCGGUCGUUUCACAUUCUGGGGAAUUACAGCCUAUUGUAUGUCUAAAUACGCGGUCAGAGCCUUCUCUGAUGGACUUCGCAAAGAGUUGAGUCGUUUUGGUGUAAAAGUGGUGACAAUAGAGCCAAAUAUGUACAAAACAGAAAUCGUCAAUUUGGACACACUUUCCAAUGCAUUGGAUCAGAUAUGGGACAAAACUGAUCCGCAAAUACGUGAAGACUAUGGCGGCCAUAGAUUUCACCAACAAAUGAGAAAUCGCUUGAAAUACAAUGUCAUGAUAUCUCGACCACAGAUACACGAAGUACUGGACGUCCAGCAGAAGGCCAUCACUCUCUGCGAACCCGAUCUCUACUACAGAUGUGCCGCCAUUACAGAGAAGCCCUCCAUUUGGUUGCUCUCCAUCCUUCCAGAAUCGGCUCAAGACUUCUUUCUGACGGGAAAGGCGUGGAAAACGGCUCUGGAUUUCUAUAAAUGCAAACAAUAA